Molecule: messenger RNA, 516 nt
Organism: Lathyrus oleraceus (garden pea)
Lineage: Eukaryota; Viridiplantae; Streptophyta; Magnoliopsida; Fabales; Fabaceae
Exons: 2
Coding region: 56-418 (120 amino acids)
Source: RefSeq, a predicted model, not a curated record
AAAUAACACACAACAUUUGAUUUCUUGUUAAUUUUUUUGAAGCUCUGUUGCGACCAUGAAUAAGAAGAAUGCAAAUUGCUCCCCUGGAAAAACAAAGAAGGGUGACUCAAAUAAGGUCUCUCAUAACUCACAGGUAGGCAAUCAAGAUGUUGAGGGGUUUCAGAAUUCAUCUUUGGUCGAUGAAACAAAGAAUGUGAACCAAGAGAGUCUCGUCCAACAGGAAAUUGUUGAAGCUAGAGACAAAUUGGAAAAGCAGAAACAAGACAAUCGGAAGAAAGAGUUGGAUCUUCUUAUGAUCAAAAGCAUUCAAAAUGAAAAUCUGUUAGCCAACCUCACUAUUGGCGAUUCAAUUGAUUUAACCAAGAUGAUAGAUGAGAAAAUUAAGGAGAUUGAUGCUAAGAUCGCUUCACUCGAUUGAUCAAAUGUUAUUUGAAAGUAUUUAUCAUGAUUAUGAAUAAAAUUUGUGGAUCUGAAUAAAACUCAUAAUAAACUUCUUUUGCUAUAAUUUUUCUAUCA